Messenger RNA from Megalops cyprinoides (Indo-Pacific tarpon), 5082 nucleotides. RefSeq names its product ST14 transmembrane serine protease matriptase b (gene st14b). NCBI's taxonomy places the organism in Eukaryota, Metazoa, Chordata, Actinopteri, Elopiformes, Megalopidae. The record is from RefSeq and is a predicted model, not a curated record. The coding region runs from base 379 to 2940 and encodes 853 amino acids. Gene Ontology annotation, molecular function: serine-type endopeptidase activity; protein binding. Gene Ontology annotation, biological process: acrosome reaction; proteolysis. The transcript has 19 exons. Gene Ontology annotation, cellular component: membrane.
CCGGAAGACUUUCCACUCUCGGUGACGCGAAUGAAACGACGUACCUGGCUGUGGACAGUUUCGUGUUGUUCUUGAAGGCAUCACAGUUGGAGUGUUUUCGAUGGAGCAUAGGUUUGAAAAACAUAAAUUGUUUGGCAGGUUUUUAUUUUCUUAAACAUUUUAGUAUUUUUAUUUCUUCUGUUUGGGGAGGUUUUUUCAGCACCUGCGACUCACCUGCUGUCGACAACAGCCGCCCAGAAUAGACAAUAGAACCAUAGACUCUUUGGAAUUUGCCAGGAGAAUACUAGAUUUGGCACCGGGGAACCCAGCGUUUUGAAAAGGGGAUAAGAAAGAGAACAAAGUACACUUUCUGCUGUUUGUUCGUGCAAGGUCUCCGACAUGGACCCUCUGGAUUCUGGAAUGCGGUACAGCCCGAGAGCCCCGGACCCCGAAUGGGACACUUCCAUCCAGUUCCUGCCUGCCUCCAACUCCAAGAAGCUGGAGAAGAAGAGGGUGGGGAAAGUUGGCAUUGCCAUCAUCGUGGUGAUCGUAGCUGCUGUCAUCGCGCUCAUCAUAGGACUAGUGGUCUGGCAUUUCCAAUAUCGCAGGGCCCAGAAGGUCCAGAAGAUAUACAGCGGCUCCAUGAGGAUCACUAACCAGAUGUUCCAGGAGGACUAUGAGAACCCCAACAGCACAGCCUUCAGAAACCUGGCGUUCCAGGUGGAGAAGCAGCUGAAGAGCAUCUAUUCCAAAACAGCACCACUGUCCAAAUAUUACAAGGGGUCCACAGUGCAAGCCUUGAGUGAAGGUGGCGACGCAAAUGAACACUCGGUGACCGCCUAUUACCUGUCAGAGUUCAACGUGCCGAAUGAGCAGGCGGAGGCCGUGGACAAGGCCAUGACGUCCCGCUUCCAGGUGUCCGAAUCUCGGGGGGGGCGCAUGGGUCGCAGACCUGUGAACACCCUGCAAUUCGAGGACAUUGUGUCAGGAGCUGUGGAUGCCCGCAUGGUCAGGACCACCUUGAAAAACCGGCAGAGGUACUCCUACCACACCCACAAAGACCGGACGGACAUCCUGGAGUCGCCUGGCUUCCCGGACAACCCGUACCCCCCAAACCUCUAUGUCGAGUGGGAGCUGCGGGCGGACGUGGGCAACAGGAUCAAGCUGGAGUUCGUCAACUUCAACCUGGAGAACGACUGCGGGAAGGACUUCAUGAAGGUGUACGACUCGCUGGUCGCCAUCGAGCAGCGCGUCAUGGCAGAGAAGUGUGGCUACUAUGCUCCCAACGAGCCACUGACCUUCAUCUCCUCCGGGAACGUCAUGCUGGUCACGCUGGUCACCAACGAGGAGAAGAACUUCCCUGGCUUCAGGGCCCAGUUCAGCCAGGUCCCUCGGGAGAAUAUAGUGUGUGGCGGUAAGCUAACGGGACUCAAGGGAACCUUCACAUCACCCAACUAUCCUUCCUACUACCCUCCCCUCAUGAAGUGUUCCUGGGACAUCAAGGUCCCAGAGGGGAAGUAUGUCAAGGUACAGUUCAACAAGUUCUUAAUGACGGAGCCAGGACAGGGCAACAAGCAAUGUCUCAAGGACUCCCUGGAGAUCAACAAAACCAAGCUGUGUGGAUCAAAGCUCCAAAACACUGUGAUCCCUAGCACUAGCAACACCAUGAUACUGAUGUUCAUCUCUGACCAGUCUUAUGUGGACCGGGGCUUCAGUGCCACAUACGAGGCCUUUGACCCCUCAGACCCCUGUCCAGCCAAGUUUAAGUGUGCCAACAACAUCUGCAUUAACCUCAGCCUGAAGUGUGACGGCUGGAAUGACUGUGGAGACAACAGUGAUGAGAAGAACUGCCAGUGUGAGGAUUCUCAGAUCACCUGUAAGAACUCUCUAUGCAAGCCCAAGUUCUGGCAGUGUGACGGUGUCAAUGACUGCGGAGACAACACGGAUGAAGAUAACUGUGGGGGCUGUAAAUCUGACGAGUUCACCUGCCGGAACGAGCGCUGCAUCUCGGCGAAGAAGGCCUGCGAUGGCACUGACGACUGCGGCGAUGGCACCGACGAACUGGGCUGCACAAGAAACUCAGUCCUCCCGUGCACAGAGUACACCUACAAGUGCAAGGACAACAAGUGCAUCAGCAAGCAGAACCCGAUGUGCGACGGCGCGAAGGACUGUGAAGACGGCUCGGACGAGGCUAACUGCGAGUGUGGCACGCUGGAAUUUGUGCCCCGCAAGUCUCGCAUUGUGGGCGGGGACGCCGCCCUGGAGGGGGAGUGGCCAUGGCAGGUCAGCCUCCACGUCAAGGGAAUGGGUCACGUGUGCGGUGCCUCCGUCAUCAACAACCGCUGGCUCGUCACCGCUGCUCACUGCGUGCAGGACAACGACAAGGUCAAGUAUUCUCAGCCACAAACCUGGGAGGCCUACCUGGGACUGCACGUUCAGCAGAAGCCCAGCCAGAAUACGCUCCAGAGGAACCUGAAGCAGAUCAUCCCCCACCCGUACUACAACACCUACACCUUCGACAACGACAUCGCCCUAAUGGAGCUGGACACCCCUGUGCCCCUCAGCCAGUACAUCUGGCCAAUCUGCCUGCCCCCUUCCACCUACGACUUCCCUGCAGGAGAGUCCGUUUGGAUCACAGGCUGGGGUGCCACCCGAGAGGGCGGCUCUGGUGCGACCGUGCUUCAGAAGGCCGAGGUUCGCAUCAUUAACAGCACGGUGUGUAACCAGCUGAUGGGCGGGCAGAUCACCUCACGCAUGCUGUGCGCUGGCGUGCUGAAAGGGGGCGUGGACGCUUGCCAGGGGGACUCCGGGGGGCCGCUGUCUUAUAAGGACUCUAACAACCGGCAGUACCUGGCUGGGGUGGUGAGCUGGGGGGACGGCUGCGCCCGCAGGAACAAGCCCGGCAUCUACACGCGGGUCACCGAAUUCCGCGCCUGGAUCAAGGAGAAGACAGGGGUUUAGGAGGGGGAGGAGGGUCUGAGAGUGGGGCUCACAAAGGGGGUGGGGGGGAGCGCUGAUCGGGAUGGAGGCUGCAAAGGGAACUGUUUCUGAAGAGCACUCCACAUUGGGACCCCCAGUGGCCGGAGGCUGAUGGACCUACAGGUGUUCAACUGUCGCACCCACUUUGGGCAUCACUCAAAUAAUGCGGCUGAUGCACGUUAAGCCCACACAGAGCACUGCUCCAAUGGCCUCAUUCUGAGAAGAGUGCAAUGGGAGAUCACUGUUGCCACCCCCCCCCCCCCAUCAUUCCUCCAAACAUUAAGCCAGCCACACCCAAUACCCACCGUCUGGACCACAGACUCUCUGAAAACUUUUUUUUUUUUUUUUACUAUUUUAAUACUUCUCUUUAUGUACUUAUUUGGGGGGCAGAGCAGCUAUUGUUAUACGUUUUUAAAGUUUGUAAAUACAUAUACAGUCUUUUCUUGAGUGCUGUAAUGAAUGUUGUAAAUAAGAUAGCAGUUGGGUGAUACAGCUGUAUUUAACUCUGGGAGUAUUUCUGCAGUGUUUGGCUGGUCACACUGGGAUGUCGCAGCCUCUGCAAUUGCAAGGUGUACUACUGAUGCAGCAACCGUCCUUAUACCAACGCACAGCUACUUAGUAAUCUUGGGCUGCAUUCAGACGGUGCACCAGGAAACCUUUAAAAGAGUGGUGGGAGGUCUAGCUCAGAUUUUGAACAUGCAAGGUAUCCACUCAGAACUGCACCUUCCAUCAGACAAAAUGAGCAAAAUGUUUGCAGCACUCUGACCAUUGAAUAAACCCCCAAGUCUUAGAGAGAAUCCCACCCAGCCAUGCUCUUUGUUUGCUUUAUGUCUUCUUUUUAUGUAGUCAGUGAAUAUGGUGAGUCAGUGAAUAUAACGAUUUUGCUGCUCUGAGCACUUGGUUGGGAUUGGGGUCGGGAGGGUCAAAUAACUGCCUCUUAAAAUGUGACCACUUUGGCUUUGGACUACUUAGGGUUACUUUUAAUGUUGUUUUCAUAUGUAAUAUUCAUAUGUUUUUAUGAUUGCUUUUGAAUAUUUUAAGAAAAGUGAUGUCAGUGAUGUGUUGUAUUUGUUUUGCACCAGCACACUGUGGUUUAGCAGUUACCACAAUUCCUUGUACAGGGUAUGCGGAUAAAGGGAGAGAAUGUUGAAUGUAACAGGUGCCGAGACUUCAAACUCAGGCAGUUGCAGCUUGCUUUCUGUCUCAGGUGUGUCAGACUCCACUCCUGCAGGGGCAUGUGUGAGCAUAUCUUUAUUUUUGCUGCAACUUUUGUUCAUUAUUAUUUAAUUAAUCUAAUUGUCUCUAUGAUUUUUCCAUGUUUGUAAAGGAGAAAUUAAAAUAUGAGAGAAGAUUGUACUUGCCCCAUGUCUAUGUUUUACUGCUGAGCCUUCUGAGAGGUGCAUGGGUAUUAAUGUAUUUGGCUUGUUAUCUUACUGGACAUGUUAAGCUUAGCAAAGGUGCUUCUGCAGAGCAAUGUACAGUUGUUACUCUUUUUUACAUAUACUGUAUAUACUUGGAUAUUUACCAGAUAUGGGUUAAGUACCUUGCCCAAGGGUACAACAGUGGUGUCCCCCCAGGGAAUCAAACCUGCAAACUGAAAAUUUCAGGUUACAAACCCUUUUUGUUACUGCUGUAGUACACUGCUGCCACAUUCCCUGCAGCAAUAGAUCUUGACACUCCUGCUCUACAUUGAUCUGUACCACUCAAUGGGUUGGGUCUGUUCAUCUCAGAAUCCUUAGAUAUGAGUUGCCAGAGUGUUCAGAGAGCUUAUGUGUGCAUGUGCAUGCACAGUGCAUGUUCCCCCAAGCAAUGAUAGCAGAAAGCUGGAUUUCUGUGUAAGUGCAGUAUUUGAAGGUCUGAUGAUGCAGGAAGUCAAUGCAAGUGUCUUUUUAUACUGUCUGUUAUUGCCAUGACUGCCUUCAUUGUUGAAUGACCUCCAGAGCUGUGCUGACACAAACUGGUUCAUCUCUGGUAUUGAGACAGAACCGGUUGAAUCAGGAAACUCUUAUGUGUGAUGACAAUUUCAAGUGUUUUUAAUGUUUAUGAAUCCCAAAUGAAUUGAUGUAUUACUCGUGUUUUACAUUUUACUUUAAAAAAACCUUACUCCACAUUCAGUACUCCAUA